This is a messenger RNA of Mesoplodon densirostris (Blainville's beaked whale), 1050 nucleotides long. RefSeq names its product density regulated re-initiation and release factor (gene DENR). Bases 142 to 738 code for a protein of 198 amino acids. Gene Ontology annotation, biological process: translation reinitiation; formation of translation preinitiation complex. The transcript is spliced from 8 exons. Lineage: Eukaryota; Metazoa; Chordata; Mammalia; Artiodactyla; Ziphiidae. Gene Ontology annotation, molecular function: translation initiation factor activity; mRNA binding. The record is from RefSeq and is a predicted model, not a curated record.
UUAUUGUCUCGCGGGACCGCGGCUGGCAGACGGGCUCUUGGGCGGCUCUGGCCGGGGAAGACGAGUCGCAUGUGUCGUUUCAGCUGGCGGUAGUGGCGGGCGCGGAGGCGGCGGAGGCUGUACGACCGCCUGGGUUUUGAAAUGGCUGCUGACAUUUCUGAAUCCGGUGGGCAUGAUUGCAAAGGAGACCCGAGGAGCAAUACCAAGUUAGAUGCAGAUUACCCACUUCGAGUCCUUUACUGCGGAGUCUGUUCGUUACCAACAGAGUACUGUGAAUAUAUGCCUGAUGUUGCUAAAUGUAGACAAUGGUUAGAGAAGAAUUUUCCAAAUGAGUUUGCAAAACUUACUGUAGAAAAUUCACCCAAACAAGAAGCUGGAAUUAGUGAGGGUCAAGGAACAGCAGGGGAAGAGGAAGAGAAGAAAAAACAGAAGAGAGGUGGAAGGGGUCAAAUAAAACAAAAAAAGAAGACUGUACCACAAAAGGUUACGAUAGCCAAAAUUCCCAGAGCAAAGAAGAAAUAUGUAACAAGAGUGUGUGGCCUUGCAACUUUUGAAAUCGAUCUUAAAGAAGCACAAAGGUUUUUUGCUCAGAAAUUCUCCUGUGGUGCCUCAGUAACAGGGGAGGAUGAAAUCAUCAUUCAGGGAGACUUUACAGAUGACAUAAUUGAUGUCAUUCAGGAAAAAUGGCCAGAAGUGGAUGAUGAUAGCAUUGAAGAUCUUGGAGAAGUGAAGAAGUGAUUUUGAAAAGUUGUCUGUAUUUAAAGAUCUGAACUGAUUGUUGAUAUGGCCAAAGGGAGAGAGGCCUUUUAAAAUAUAUAUAUAUAUAUAUAUAUAUAUAUAUAUAUAUAUAUAUAUAUAUAUAUAUAUAUAUAUUUAUCCUACAGUAAAACUGUAGCCUACCCUCACCCUUGGCAUUUUCACUGUUCUGUACAGGGCUGCUUGUUUUUUUUUUUGUUGUUGUUGCCAAAGUCUGAUAAACAGGAGAGACUGUCAUGCUUAUGCAUGAAAUAGAAUUUAGUCAAAUAAAAAAUUUUGGUCAUUUGGUACUGA